AUGAAGUGGGAAAUGGAAAUCCUCCCUCCGGCCUCACCUUAUAUGUACAACUCCAAUUGGCUUUUGGAUGAUAACAGGACCAACACCAACACCAAAUGGACCCCUGCGGAGAACAAGCUGUUUGAGAAUGCUCUUGCAGUGUAUGAUAAGGACACCCCGGAUCGGUGGCACAGGGUGGCUGAGAUGAUACCAGGAAAGACAGUUAUGGAUGUGGUGAAGCAGUACAAGGAAUUGGAAGCAGAUGUUUGUAACAUAGAAGCUGGCUUGAUCCCGAUUCCAGGCUACAGUACUACCACCUCACCCUUCACCCUAGACUGGGUGAACACUCCUGGGUACGAUGGCUUCAAAGGCCUCACUGCCAAGAGAUCCUCCUCUGGUAGACCUCCUGAGCAGGAAAGGAAGAAAGGUGUGCCAUGGACUGAAGAGGAACAUAAAUUGUUUCUACUAGGGCUGAAGAAGUAUGGCAAAGGUGAUUGGAGAAACAUUUCACGCAAUUUUGUGAUUACUCGAACGCCAACUCAAGUUGCUAGUCAUGCACAGAAGUACUUCAUCAGGCAACUUUCUGGAGGCAAAGACAAGAGGAGGGCUAGCAUCCAUGACAUAACAACAGUGAAUCUCACAGAAACCACCAGAACUUCUUCAGAAGACAGCAAGAGAUCCGCAUCACCACAGCAUUCGGUGAUGCUCUCACACCAGCAGCCAAAUUCUAGUGCUACCUCAUCAGGAGUGAAUUUCCAGUGGAGUAAUCAGCCAAAUGCAGGAGUACCUAUGGCUCUCAAUCCUGCACAUGAACAAGUGUUCAUGUCCCCUUAUGGCUUUAACUCAUAUGGGUACAAGGUGCAAGGCCAAAGUCUGCACAGAAGUCCUCUUCAUGAGUCUUCUUACUUAGGACCUCAGACACCAAACAUGGUUUUCCAAAUGCAGCCCUCCCAACACUAUUCCCAUGCAUAA
This is a messenger RNA of Sphenostylis stenocarpa, 951 nucleotides long. Lineage: Eukaryota; Viridiplantae; Streptophyta; Magnoliopsida; Fabales; Fabaceae. The record is from the annotation of a GenBank genome assembly.